This is a messenger RNA of Huiozyma naganishii CBS 8797, 882 nucleotides long. RefSeq names its product dynein light intermediate chain (gene DYN3). Bases 1 to 882 code for a protein of 293 amino acids. The transcript has a single exon. Gene Ontology annotation, molecular function: dynein heavy chain binding. Gene Ontology annotation, biological process: microtubule cytoskeleton organization; microtubule-based movement. The record is from RefSeq and is a predicted model, not a curated record. Lineage: Eukaryota; Fungi; Ascomycota; Saccharomycetes; Saccharomycetales; Saccharomycetaceae. Gene Ontology annotation, cellular component: cytoplasmic dynein complex; centrosome.
AUGAGCAACACAUGGGAUGAGUUGCUGAAUUAUGGCUACUCGAAACCAGUGGAAGCCAAGCCAAUCAUUGUUGUAAUAUCUCCACAUGAAGAAACUUUGGUUGAAUUCCAAAAGAUGAUCUCGCCAUUUGUCCAAAAGCAGCAAAGGGAAAGAGCAUCAAGGCUCUUUGGGUAUUGCGAUCUCGUUCUCGAUAAAGAUAGCGGUAACGGCAGAAGCGGUGCGGAACUGGCACUAUACACAGUACUCAGGAACGACAGAUGGGAUUCGCUCCCGAUGUUGAAGUCGCUCUUGGGCACAUCGCUGCAAGACAGCUCACAGAUAACGAGGUGGUAUGUGGUUUUGGACUGGGCCCAGGAUUUCCAGAGGCAAUGGUUACAGUAUCUGGAGAUGUGCCGCGAGAAAUUGACUCCUUUAACACUGUCCUUAAAUGUCGUGUGUAUCAAUUCGCAUCACAUCUACUUUUUACAGGAAAACAUUGCCGCUUGGGAAAACUACCACACUGACUACAUUCAACAGAGCUUGCGCACGUUUUGUCUACAAGCGCACGGAAGUCUCGUCUACUUGGACGAGAACCCAUCAGUUAAUUUUAUUGAGAAAUUGUUACUAAACCGCAUUUUAGAGUCCGAUACUGAAUUGGUCAAGCCAGAGAAGAUUGUCGUACCUCAAGAUUCCGAUUCUUACAGACUAAUUCAAACCUUGGACGAAUCCUUCGACCCGAUCACCCUUACAACCUCGAAGUACCAAAAUAUUAUCCCCCAAGGUAGUCAGAAAUCGCAUAAUUUAACCGUGGAGAAUGAAAUACCAGAAGAACCUGUCCAAGUGCCGUCCGUACAGGAAGUACUUGCCCAAUUGUAUACCUCGAGGCGGUAUCAACGGACCUGA